CUGACAUCCCAUAGGAUCGUUCUGGGUAGCCUCAAUGGCGCCCUGCAGCCCGCCUUCUCAAAGGUCGCGACCCUCCACGCGAAGAAUAGCUUCAGUUUCGCAAUCGUCACUGGCAACCUCUUCGGCGCAGAGGACGACGCCGCCGUCGAGGCUCUUCUCAAUGGCGAGAUCGAAGUGCCCCUGCCUGUUUACUUCACAGUCGGAACCACGCCCCUUCCCCCGAAGAUCGUCGCAAAGAUCGAGGCCGACGAGGAAAUCGCCGAGAACCUUCACUAUCUCGGCAAGCGCAGCAUCACCAAAACAUCGGAGGGCAUCAGGAUCGUCGCCCUGGGAGGAAAGCUCGAUAAGGAAGUCGUGGGUGGACAGUCGAAGGAACAGCACCUGCCGUUUCACACUGCGGACGACGCCAAGUCGCUGAAGGGCGCGAACAAGGCCGACAUUCUUUUGACGACGGUCUGGCCCGCUGGUGUCUGGACCAACUCCAAGGUCGAAAUCUCCCCCGAGAAACAGGCGACUACCGAGAGCACGGCGGAAAUCGCCGAGCUUUGCGCAACCCUCAAGCCCCGCUACCACUUCGCCCCUUCCUCCGCCGAGUUCUUUUACGAGCGCGAGCCUUUCUUCCAUCCUACCGAGGAGGGCUCUGAAGAUGUCGCGGUCACGCGCUUCAUCUCGAUGGCGCCCUACGGCAACGCAUCCAAGGCAAAGGCGCUGUAUGCCUUCACCCUUCAGCUCAACGAGACCACCGUCGAGCGGCCUGCCGGAGCUACCUACACCCCGUUCAGCCCGAGAAAGCCCAAGAGACGGGCGCAGGAUGAGGGCUCUUACAAUCGUUUCGCCAACGGAGACGAUGACGGCCGCCACCACCGCCGCGGAAACAAGCGCCGUCGCCGAUCGCCUCCUCCCGGCCCCGACCGCUGCUUCUUCUGUCUCUCGAACCCGAACCUCGACACCCAUAUGAUCGCCACCGUCGGCGACGACAGCUACCUUGCUACUGCCAAGGGCCCUCUCGCGACGUCGGAGACCUUCAAGAAGCAGGGCCUCAACUUCCCAGGCCACGUCAUCAUCACUCCUCACGCCCAUACCCCGACCAUCUACCACUCCGGCGUCGAGAGCUACUCGCCCGAGGACGCUGAGCGGACAUUCAAGGAAAUGACACGAUUCCGAGACAAUCUGCAGUCCAUGGUCUCGACCAAGUCGAACCACAAGCUGGGCGCCAUCACCUGGGAGAUCAGCCGCCAGCGCAAUAUCCACGCCCACUGGCAAUUCCACCCCAUCCCGGCCGACUCGAUCUACAAGAACAUCGUCGAGGCCGGCUUCAAGGUCGAGGCCGAGAACCUCAAGUACCCCGAGUUCGAGACCCGCGACCUGUCAUACGAGGACCAGGGUUCCAUCGGCGAUUACUUCCGCGUCUGGAUCUGGGCGGACAACGGCGAGGACAGGAUUAAGGGUACCUGUCUCGUCAUGAAGCUCGAUCCCGAGAUGCGAUUCGACCUGCAGUACCCCCGCAAGGUCGUCGCCAAACUCCUCAAGCUCGAGGACCGCUUCUUCUGGCAGGACUGCGUCCAGGCGCCGGAGGAGGAGACCAAGGAUGUCGAGGCGUUCCGGGAGGCGUUUAAGGAGUGGGACUUUACCCUCCAAGGAUAG
Molecule: messenger RNA, 1644 nt
Organism: Colletotrichum karsti
Lineage: Eukaryota; Fungi; Ascomycota; Sordariomycetes; Glomerellales; Glomerellaceae
Product: cwfJ domain-containing protein
Exons: 1
Biological process (GO): mRNA splicing, via spliceosome
Cellular component (GO): post-mRNA release spliceosomal complex
Molecular function (GO): RNA lariat debranching enzyme activator activity
Source: RefSeq, a predicted model, not a curated record